GGUAACAGGUUGUAUGAGGCAGCGCGUAGCUGGUGUUGUCGGCGGUGCUGAGAUUAUAAUGGUGGGUGAAUAUUGAAUUUAAAGGCGUAUGAAGGAGAAAUAAAUCAGCGGAAACCCACAGCAGGGCUUUAGGACACUUCUGGAAGCGGACUGAAGCUGCAGCAUGUCUGCAUCCACAUCAGGCAGAAAGACUCCGGUGGAUUACGGGGUUCAGAUCCGCUUUAUAAAAGACCUGCACGAUACCGGAGGGGGUCACGGGGGUCAGUCCCGUCGCGAGGGGUCCAGCAAGUCCCCGUCCCGCUACGGCGUGGCCGUCAGGGUGCAGGGCAUCGCGGGACAGCCCUACGUAGUGCUGAAUGAGGGCGAGAAAGGAGACUCGUACGGCGUGCAGCUCAGAACUCAACCACGAGACGCUUCUUUAUCUUACAACAGCUUACCCAGAAGGAGGGAUGACGGGUCAGCGCCGGGUCAGUACCUCUCCUCCACGGAUGACAGUCCCCUGCGCCGGGCUCAGUCUCACGGCUCUCUGCUGGACCGAGACGGCAGCGACGACUUUGGCCGCGACGCCAGACGUCCUCCUGGAGACGGACGCUCCGGCAGCUACGGAAACCUGGACGCUGGGAUCGGCCUGGGUUCUGAGAGGGAGAGGGCGAGGGGAGGGAUGGAGCGGAACCAGUGGGGGGGUUCCCACCAGACCGGACUCAACGGUUCAGUGGAGAGAGAGACCCUGAGAGGGGGAAAUGUGCAAUACGCUGGUAGAACUGGUUCUAACCAGCAGUCACACUUCAGCAGACCCAGCAACAGCUCUUCAGGACCCGCUGGGAGUGUUGGGAGUGUUGGAAGCUCCUCCAGGGGGAGCUCUCCUGCUCUGGAUGCAGCAACACGACCAAACACCGCCUCAUCCACCCUCUCUUCUGCUCCAUCCAUGACUCUGAAUACCUACUCCUCUCCUCCAUCCUCCUCACCUGCUUCAGCGUACAGCAGCCUGGGCCGGACCACCGCAUCCGUCGCCAAGGUCAUGGCCGUCCCUUCCACCGGCGUGGCCAAUGAUUGGUCAGCAGUGGAUGCACACGUUACUCCUGAUCUUCUGAUGGAUCAGGGUCAGAGCUCGGGGUCGGAGAUCACCAGCGAGGAGGAUCAGAUCCAGCAGAUGAUCUACAGUGUGCUACGACAGGGGAGUAGCGAGAGCGAUGCUGCCCUUAAACGCAGAGUGCGCACCAUCUGUGACAAGAUCCAAGCACUUAAGGUGAACAGAUCAGACCCUGUUCUUCAAACUCAGCUGGAUCAGAGUCUGGAUGAAAAUGUGCAUCUCCAGGAACAACUGGGCCGGAAGAAGACUGAGCUGGAACAGACUCAUACUGAGCUGACUCAGCUGCGGAUGGACAGGGAGAACGCAGAGUCUCGGGUCAGACAGCUGGAGGAUCAGCUGGCAGGACUGCAGGACGAGCUGAGGAGAGAGGCUAACAACAGAGCUCAAACCGGCUCUAUAGAAGCGGAGUUGCUGGCUCUGCGCGCUGAGCUGGCUGAAGCUGCAGCGCUGCAUCAGAAACAGGAGGAGGUUCUGAGACAGAGGGAGCGAGAGCUGACCGCUCUGAAAGGAGCCCUGAAGGAGGAGGUGUCCACCCACGACCGAGAAAUGGAAACUCUGAGAGAGCAGUACAGCCAAGACAUGGAGAAACUCAGAACCAGCAUGGAGCAGGUUUCACAGUCUCAGGCUACUAUCGAAGCCGAGCGUCAGCACGUGAACUCGACAGUGCGCUCUCUACAGCAGCAGCUAGAGGAGAGUAAAGAGGAAGGAGGCCAUUGGAGAGGACAGUUUCAAAGCACCAGGGAGGAGCUUCGCAACACCAAGCAAGAGCUGCUUCAGGCCCGGCUUGAAAAAGAGGAGUUUGAGGAGGAGCUGAAGGAGCUUCAGGAGAGACUGAACGCCAUGAAGCAGCAGAUUCCUGAUGUCAAACAAUCUCAAUCUGUUAAUCAGGAACUGGAGCGAUGCCGGGCCAGCCUGAAACAAGCCCAAGCUGAGGUGGACAAACUGAAGACAGACCUGGAUAAAAAAACAAUGGAGAUUAUUUCAUUAAAAAGGACCAAUCAGGAGAUGGAUGCUGAGCAGAAAUACGAGAUUGACAGGCUGAAGGACCAAUCACGGAAGGACAGAGAGGAACUGACUAAAGUACACGAGAAGGCCAAGCAGCUUGCUGACCCUGCGCUGGUGGAGGCUCUGCGGGGGGAGCUGAGCUCUGCGAGAGGGGAGGUGGAGAAGCUCAGGAAUCAGCUGCUGUUCGCUGAGGAGGAGGUGCAGCGAGAGCGAGACGGACUGAGCUCCUCACAGACUCACCUACACACUCUCAGCAGCGAGAGAGACGAGCUGGAGGAGAAGAACAGCCGUCUGAGGGAGAAAAUUACCCGUCUGGAGGCGCAGCUGCAGGAGCGAGAGAGUCAGAGUCUGGAGGCGGAGCAGCAGCAGCAGGAGGAGAGCAGGAGGACGAGGCAGCAGCUGGACGAGGCCAAACGCCUCAACACCAAACUCAGCCAGGAGAGAGACGAGCUGACCCGUGCCGUGGACGAGAGAGACCGAGACAGAGAGACGCUCCGCAAAGAGAACUCGCAGCUGGACGAGCAGCGGAGACAACUCGAGAAAACACUCGACAAACUCAACAAAGAGAUUGAGCGCUUGUCUGCUGAUUCAAGUCAGUCGGUGCAGCUGCUUCAGUCUCAGCUGGAGGAGCAGAAGGAGAAAUGGAGGAAGGAGCAUCAGGAUCUGCAGAAAAGCAACAAGGAGAGAAUCAGUGAUCUGGAGAAAGCUCAGAUUACUGCCCGCUCUCUGCAGGAGGAACUGUCCCGGCUGAAGAAGGAGCUGUCGUCAUGCUGUGAGGAGAGAGAUAACGCUGUUCUGGAUAAAGAGCUCAUCACGAACCGUCUCCGACAUCUGGAAGGAGAGCUGGAGAGCCAGAGGAGCUCCUACAACGACCGCUCCCGCGACAUCCGCAGCAUGGAGGAUAAAGUGAAGCGCUUGGAGCUGGAGCUGGACGAGGAGAAGAGCAGCGUGGAGAUGCUGACUGACCGAAUCACCAGGAGCCGAGAUCAGAUUGAACAGAUGAGGGCUGAAUUAAUGCAAGAGAGAUCCUCCAAACAAGACCUAGAGCUGGACAAGAACGCCCUGGAGAGACAGAUAAAGGAAUAUAAGUCUCGGAUAGCAGAGAUGGAGGGCCAGUCUCGUAGCUCGGUUGGUGUUUCUCAGCUGGAGAGUCGACUGCAGGAGAUGGAGGAGCGGAUGAGAGCUGAGGAAAGAGAGAAAAACGGCGCUUUAUCCACUCAGCGUCGUCUGGAGAGGAAAGUGAAGGAGCUGAACAUCACUCUGGAUGAAGAACGGCAGCAGCUCUCAGAGCAGAGAGAUCAGCUGGCUCUGCGUGUGAAGGCUCUGAAGAGGCAGGUGGAUGAGAGCGAGAGCGAGGUGGAGCGGUUGGAGGGCUUACGGAGGAAAGCUGUUCGAGACACGGAGGAGCAGACGGAGCAGAAAGAGGCUCUUCAGACUCGAGUUACGGCUCUGGAGAACGAACUCAAGAGGAAGAUCCAGCAGGCCAGACACCUUUCCAUAGACUCCUCAGUCCUCAGCUCGGAGGACGACGACGACGAGGGGCUGUACGACCCCACCAGCAUCACCUCCAUCCUCACAGAGGGCAAUCUGCAGACCAGCUCCUGCUGAAACUAGUGGGAAAAAGAGGAGGAGGAGGAGGAGGAGAGGGCACUUGGAGCUGUUAGGACACGGAAAACUGGUGAAACCACUGGAUAUAUAUAAAAAAAUUAACUUAAAGAACACAUGAAGCAACAUAAAAAUAAAAAUCAUUUCAAAAUAAUACCUGUAGGAGCAAAGACGAUUUUGCAUUCAUGCUUUUGGAUCAGCAGAUUUGCACAUAUAGUGCAACAACACUAAUAUUAACAUAUUCUAAAAUGUGAAGGUGAAAAACUCUGUUAAAAAAAAUUCUGUUAAACCCCUUUUUACAGAUGUAAUAUUAUUAUUAUUAUUUUUUUUUGCCACCUAUUCUCUUAAUUUGCACUUAUUUCUCUAUAUUUACUGUUAGUUUGGCACACGUGGCUAGCUAAAGUAUCAAUAUUUGGGGGUUUUGUAUAUAAUAAACUGUAAGCAUUACUUAGUUGUGAAAGAAAAAUGGUAAAAAAAAGAUAUUUGUGGACACUUCUUCUUAAUGAAUGAGUUUAGCUGCUACUAUUAUAUAGCACAUAUUUUUAUUAUAUUGUUGAAACAGAUGUGCAAACCUAUAAACAAAGCUCGUUUAGUCUUUGUGGAGAAGAAGUACUGCCAAAAGAAUAGGACUAUCUGAAGAAAACGAACAUGAACUGGAAUGGGCUAUUAGUUUAGCUAAAUCAGGGAGAAAAAAAAUAUAUACAUAUAUAUAAAAUAAUAAAUUAAUUCAUUUGAUGUAGAACUCAAAUGCCGUUUCCCAUUUUGAUUUACUUUUGAUGUGUUUUUUUUUCUCUCAACAAGUAUGAUCACAUUUACCCCUAUUUGAAAUAGGUCUUUAUAAGGCUAUAAAAACCCUUUAUAAAAAGCUUUAUGAAAUCUUUCAGCGAAGUUUUGCUCACCUUUUCUGAGCCUCUCUUUUUUUUUUUUUUUUUUUUACAAACCUGCUGAUCCAAAAUAAAAUAAAUUCAGAAAUUCAAUUCAAUUCAACUAUAUUUAGAUCAAAAUAUGGGUACCACUUUAAAAUAAGACUACCUUUAUAAAGGGUUUAUAAAUGAUUUACAAUUAGUUUAUUAAUGGUUACUAAUUAGGUUGAAAAUGCCUUAAAAAUCAUUAAUAAUCAGUUAUAACACAUACGUUGAAAAAGCAAAUGCAAAUGACCUGUUGUUUGCCAAAUAUUGAACCCACAGCCUUCUAUAUUGUUGGCCUUUCUAAAUAUGUGUUAUAACUGAUUAUUAAUGAUUUUUAAGGCAUUUACAACCUAAUUACUAACCACUAAUAAACUAAUUAUAAACCAUUUAUAAACCCUUCAUAGGUAGCCUUAUUUUAAAGUGGUACCAAAAUAUGUACCUGGUGUAGGAAAGCUCACAAACUGAAACAUUUUACCUCAAAGCUAAAUAAAUAAAUGAAUAAAUAAAUAAAUAAUAUAAAGCAGUAAAGUCUUUAGAAAUAGACCCGUGAAUCAUCAGUCUUUCAGCUUUUACAGGA
Molecule: messenger RNA, 5185 nt
Organism: Astyanax mexicanus (Mexican tetra)
Lineage: Eukaryota; Metazoa; Chordata; Actinopteri; Characiformes; Acestrorhamphidae
Gene: cgna
Product: cingulin
Exons: 21
Coding region: 164-3703 (1179 amino acids)
Cellular component (GO): myosin complex
Source: RefSeq, a predicted model, not a curated record